CACGCCCUGUGAGAUAACAGGAAUAAGGUCGUCGAUGGCCGGAACCGAGGCUGGCGAGCUCGUAGCUCCCAAGCAGAUCGGAUUCGAUAACGAAGGCGGCCCUUACACUGCCGUCCGCGAGACCUCUCCGACGAAGCACGAGAACGAGCUCCCCUGGCACGAUGAUAUCCGCCACGAAGGAGACGACGACGAUGAGCUAGACGACGACGAUGAGCUAGACGACGACGAUGAGCUAGACGAUGACGAUGAGCUAGAAGACGAAGAUAACGACAGCGGGUCCCAGUCCAGUUCCUACAAUUACGAUUCUUCUGAUGAAGAAGCAGCUCAAAGAAGAGAAGACAGAUAUCUGGCUAGAGCGAAGAAAGAAGCAGAAGAGUAUGAAAAACCAAAGGAGAUCGCCGUCGAAGAGGCAUGUUCUCUCUUGGAGGCGGAACUUAGGAAUGGCAAUUCUGUUCCAAUCGGCCCGCUGGAAGGAGGCACCUUCGAGCUGUACUCCACCGAGUACAUGUCACAUUAUUUUGUCGAGGUGCACUUGGGAAAGAGAAUUCGCUUUGGGCAUGGACAAUAUGACGAGAUUCCUGAGAUGAUAUGCCGGCCGGGACAGGUCCACGCAGAAUUACACAUAUACCCCGAAGGCCAUCUCGAUAUCUAUCCCUUUGACCCUCCACUUCAUGCCUCACUCACACCCAUCAUCCUCGAGUCAUAUUAUAGUUGCGACGUCGAACUUGUUUUCCUCGGUCAUGGGUACUUGAAGUUGCGAAUCGAGCUGGACGCUUUACUCAAAGGGACGUCAGCAACACAGCGCGUCUACGAGCCCAAGAUGAUCGAAUUCUCCGGAAUAUACAUCAGUGAUGAAGAGCGGAAAAGGCAGCGGCAGGCGCGUUCCCGCUCCUCGUCCCCGCCAACCCCAAGAGAUUCUUUUGCUUCGCGUUGCGACCCCUUUAUAAUAUAA
Molecule: messenger RNA, 952 nt
Organism: Amorphotheca resinae ATCC 22711
Lineage: Eukaryota; Fungi; Ascomycota; Leotiomycetes; Helotiales; Amorphothecaceae
Exons: 2
Coding region: 35-952 (305 amino acids)
Source: RefSeq, a predicted model, not a curated record